AAGCACGAAGCCUUUCCCGGCCUUUCGGGCUCCACGGUUCCCGCCCGCCGAUUUCCAGCCGUCAGGGUCACGCCUCUCUUUGGAAUCCCUGAACUCUGUGCCCCCCAAGCCCUGGCCCCUCUGCGGGAAUGUUCAAAAAUGAGUACCAGGGAGGUGCAUUUGUUGAAAUCUUCAGUGCUCAGGGAAAAAAUCCUGGAGCAAAAUGGAAGAUCCUUGGCAGUCCGUCUGUGAUUUGGAAAGAGUUUGAUAAAGAAGUUAAAAGUUUUGUGUUUGUUCUGGAAGGCAGCAGCCAAACAAACAAAAUUCAAUUACCAAAGGAGAAUAAGCAAAUCCUUGGACUGAUCCAGAGGUUUCUUGUACUUCAGAUUUAUGUACCCCUGGGACAAGACUUCUCCACCGAAUUGCUAAUUACUGAUUUAGGAAACAUCAAAAGAAGAUUGUAUUUAUCAACGGUCCAUAAGGAACUGUCCUCAACCCCUCUUCAUGCAAAAAUCCCACUCUUCAUGAUCAAACGCAAAAUUUGGUGCAAUCUAUGCAUUGACUUGGUAGCAUUCACCGGUGAAAUAUUCAAGGGGGCAGUUUUCCAGUCAUUGGAUGGAAUUGUUGUCUCAGCUAACUGUAAGCUACGGAAGAUCUUCACCUUAAAAUCAAAGCCUCAAGACACUGAUGAUAAAGAUGCUGUACGUGGUGUUCCCUUUCCAACAGAUGAACCUAUAGACAUUAUUCCCAGAAGCUGUCAACUAACAACAGAUGUUCCACACGUCACGCAACUGCUAAACAUGACUAAACUCCGCCAAACUGAAAUAAAAUUUGGAGGUCAUACUCUAAGUUCAGCAGAAUCAGAUCAGUUCAUUAACAGAGGAACAGGUAGUGUACGGAACAGUAAAAAUCAAGAUGUUUGUCAUAUUGCCUUUGGAUCCAAAGUUCUUGGACCACCUCCACUCUCUGGCAGAAGAAAUAACAUGAGGAUAUCCAGUGAGACAAUUAGACCCAUUGGAUCCAAAAACAACCGGUCAUGCCAGCAGUCCACAGCACAGAAGUGUGUUAACAGUGCAGGAAUGUCAGCCUUGCUGAUAUCUGACUUUGAGGAGCAAGGAGAUAAAGAAAAUAGUCACCAAAUAAAGCAGACAGUACCUAUUCAUGCCAAUCUACAUAUUAUGCGUCCACAUCCCCCUCAAGAACCAUCAACAGAUAAGAAUAAUAACAGAAGAAGAUUACGGUUAAAAAGCACCAGCAGAGAAAGGAGAGAGACACCCAGUGGGAGUUCUUCAGGAAAUAAUAGCAGUGAAGAUAAAGCCACAACUGUCCUCACUACUGUGUCCCAACAAGGAACAGAGAUGUCGAACCCCAGCAUUCUAGGACCCCAGUCUCCUGAUCAAGCAGAUGAGUGGAUAUUUCCUGAAAAUGAUGGUCACGUUCUCCAUUUGGUGUCCAGAAGACAGUCUUUACUUCUGGAUGAUGACUCCUGCAACACUUCACACCUAUGGCUAGAAGCCAGCAAGGAAAGUGAACAGGAUCAACAGGCAGAGGAAACCCAGAUUGUUCCAAAGGACAUUUUCACCUUUUCAUCAAGACCACGAUCAGCACCUCAUGGAAAGACACAGAAUAUGUCCCCAGAGGAGCUUCCAUUUAUUUUGGAUCUAAAAGAAAAUAACAGUGUGACAAGGAGUGACACCCAAUUGGAGGAUGAUAUUUAUGGUGGUGACAGCAGCGAAGAGGAAUACGACUGGAGAAACUACCAGCCCAGCCAGAUGAGUGAAUCCGAGUUGCAGAUGCUGACAAGCCUACGUCGGCAACAGAAUGAAGAACUGGAGGAUGCUGGGGCUUCCCAUGGCCUGAGUGCAUCCCAGGUUGACAACUGUAACGUCAGCAUAAGUACCAGCAGUGAUGACACAACCACCUGGAACUCCUGCCUGCCACCCCCUGUCAAUCAGGGUCGUCACUAUCAGAAAGAAAUGAAUCCGCCUUCUCCUUCUAACCCCCGGGACUGGUUAAACAUGCUGAGCCCACCAAUCGUUCCUGCCAGUCAACAGCCAGCCGAGCAGCAUCCAGAUUCCCCUGGAAGCUCGAGCGCUCAAGGUGAAGAAGACCUGAGUGUGGAAGAGGACGAGGAAGUGCUGACUCUGUUGUAUGACCCAUGUCUGAACUGUUACUUUGACCCCCAGACUGGGAAAUACUAUGAGUUGGUAUAA
Messenger RNA from Propithecus coquereli (Coquerel's sifaka), 2192 nucleotides. It is a transcript of the gene CFAP20DC, whose product is annotated as chromosome unknown open reading frame, human C3orf67. The transcript has 16 exons. The record is from RefSeq and is a predicted model, not a curated record. Lineage: Eukaryota; Metazoa; Chordata; Mammalia; Primates; Indriidae. Bases 129 to 2192 code for a protein of 687 amino acids.